This is a messenger RNA of Halichondria panicea, 1674 nucleotides long. Its product is annotated as SH2 domain-containing protein 4A-like. The transcript has 11 exons. Gene Ontology annotation, cellular component: cytoplasm. NCBI's taxonomy places the organism in Eukaryota, Metazoa, Porifera, Demospongiae, Suberitida, Halichondriidae. The coding region runs from base 62 to 1537 and encodes 491 amino acids. The record is from RefSeq and is a predicted model, not a curated record.
UCAUAAAAACGAGAUACGCCCACUUUUCUGCAAAUCUAGAUCUCAGAUUCUAGCUAACAAAAUGAUUCAAGAGAUUCUUAGCCAGAUGUACAUUGCCCCAGAGUUGCUUGAGCAGCUAUCGGAUGAGUUCAAGGAGGUACUGUUCAGGAAGAUGAGAGAAGAGCAGCUUCGGCGAUGGAAUGAGAAGGAACAAGAACUGGAAAGAAGGCCUACCAAGAAAACAGCUAAGAAGAUUAACUUCAAUCUGGGUGCUGAUGGCAGUCCUUGGGUGUGGGUGAUGGGGGAACACAAGGAUGAUCUACCAUACAAUGAACUGAUGAGACGCAGAGAGCAGGAGGAGAUGGACAAGGACAGACAGAGGGAGGUUCAGGACAGAAACGAAGCAGCCUCACUGGCCAAACAGGAGAGGCUGGGAAUACAGUCACUGGCCACCAAGUUUGGAGCUAUGGUGAAAUUCCAGAAACCCCUCAAGAAAAGUCCUGGAAUUGAAACAACUGAUGGACCUCCAGCACAGCAGCAGCUUUCACCUAACCGUCACUUGAGUGUGGCUCGUACUGAGUCUCAGACAGGAUCGCCUGGAUCUCCGAUGCCUGACAGGAGGGGAGGCAGCAAAGAAGAAGAUGACGAAGAAAGAGAGCGGACACUGUCCAGAAAAGCCACCAUUAUUGGGUUGACUGACGAAGAACAGAGCAAGUUUGAGAAGGAGAGGACAGAGGAAGUGUUCACUAGCCUCCAGAGAGCACGGUCCAUCAGCAAGAAGAGGGCUGCUAGUGUGGCACAAAACGUGGAGAAAAUGUGGCAAGAGUCUCAAAAGAAAGCCAGCGAAUUUGAUAGGGUUCGAAGAACUUCAUUCAAGAGAGCUCAAGAGUUGACAGCCAAGAGUCCUGAUAUACCAGACAAGAUACUGGAGAGUAUUCCGGUGGACAAGCAGAAGGAGAUCAUACGACGCAUGACACUCGAGAGGAAGCCACGCAGACAAGCCCCUGGGGCUCCAAGAGGUCGUGGCGGCCAGUUCAGGAAGCAGUCCUCUUUCGUCCGACCAGGGACAGUCCCCAAGUCAACAUCUCACGUGAUCUCAUGGUUUAACAAGAAUGAAGCGCCCAAAGGCGUAGGACGAGAGAGAGAUGGGUCCUUCAGUAUUUGGUUCCAUGGCAAGCUGAGCAGAGAGGGAGCUGCUAAAGUACUCGAGUGGAAACCAGUCGGAAGUUUUGUUGUGCGAUUGAGCAGCAAGAUCUGGGGCUAUGUCGUAUCAGUUAAGACAUACACUGCCUGCAAGCACUUCCUCGUUGAUACCAGCUCUGGUCAGUACUGUUUCGUGGGUCCAAAGCAGCAGAGAUUCCCAACUCUGACGACUUUAAUCAAGUUCUACAAAGAUAAUCCAGUGACAUGGAGUGGUCAGGAGCUGCUGCUGAUUCCAGUGGGUCAAGAGGAGGAGAGCAUGGAGCUGUAUCGUGGACUGUAUGAUGAUGAGGGUCUCAGUGAAGACAUUCUAGCUGACCUCACACCAGGAGUGGAGUAUCAGGGGUCAACACUGUAGAUUAGCUAUAGGCUGUACUGUGUGUGUGUGUGUGUGAACACUAGCUAGUCACUGUUGCUGUAUAUGUCUGUUAGUUUGUCAUGCGAACAUUUCAUGUUUCAAUAUAAAAAUUAAUUAUAAAAGUUUGAUUAUAUGUA